Laetiporus sulphureus 93-53 is the source of this 972-nucleotide messenger RNA. RefSeq lists its product as uncharacterized. The record is from RefSeq and is a predicted model, not a curated record. The transcript is spliced from 6 exons. The coding region runs from base 106 to 813 and encodes 235 amino acids. Lineage: Eukaryota; Fungi; Basidiomycota; Agaricomycetes; Polyporales; Laetiporaceae.
GAGCCCUUUCUUGCUCAUCUUUGGGUCUGUCAACGCCUUGUCUAAAUUCUACACCGCCCGAACAAGCAAGCUCACGAAUUAGACGACCCCCGACGACUGUAGUUCAUGAUGUCUACUUUGGACGUACGAGAUCCUAUCAAGAGCCAUAUGCUGAGGUCCGCUACUCCCGGAUCCAACGAGAAAGGGAUGUCGAAGUACCCUCCCGACGACGACAAGGCAAGCAGCAUCCGAUCCAGCGUAAGUAGACUGCGCUCCCCGCUUUCCAACGGCGCGUCCCGUCUGGACGAGCUCCCCGAGGAAAGAGAUAACGGAGAUGGAGGCGACAUCAGAUCCGAUGUUCAAGAAGGAAACGGGUCGGACAUCAUGCGGACUAUUCCUGUCCAUACCACCGGACCACCCGAGCAUGAACCAGGCCCAAAUGACCCCCCUGGCCCUCAUUUCGAGUCCUACGGCUCAUCGUUUGGCAAUUUUGGCCCCUUGCCUGCUGAAGGCGCCGUUGCACCCCCACUGAGUGGAACUGCGUGGAACGCACAGAAUGCGCCAACGAAAAACGGCAUGCCUCUGCCGGCAUCGUCUUCUGACAGCCAUCCUAACCCGUUCCAGCAAUUCGGCAUGACUCCUGUUGUGGCCACGGGCAUUCCCCUUCCGGCAACGAUGGCGUCAGCUGCAGAGAUUCCUUCCAGCCCUGCCAUGUCCCGAAGCAGGAUGAACGGCUCAAGAGCCUCGAACAAGUCCCCUCCUCCAGCGGAUUUCAAUGCGGUUUGUUGUUCAAUCUGCUCCUGCAUUGCAACUAAUUCACCUUCUCCCAGAUGAUGUCGCCAAAAUCUACCUCUCGCGUCCUCUCGCCGCAGCGCACGGCCAAUGGCGAAGACCGACCGUUAUCUCCUCGGACGGCUGGCUCUCAGAACCAGUCGUCACGUUCGCGAAACCCGAGGAUGAAUCCCGCUGCGUAUCCUCUACCUGAUUCCGAGG